Messenger RNA from Sycon ciliatum, 4446 nucleotides. RefSeq lists its product as uncharacterized. NCBI's taxonomy places the organism in Eukaryota, Metazoa, Porifera, Calcarea, Leucosolenida, Sycettidae. The record is from RefSeq and is a predicted model, not a curated record. The transcript is spliced from 22 exons. Bases 204 to 4208 code for a protein of 1334 amino acids.
CAAUUAUCUUUUUCAAUAACAUUGCUUUUGGAAGGGCUGAACGUGAAGACCACUGAAUUCUGAACUAACUACUUACUGCUAAGUAACUGAUUUCUUGUGAAGUAGUUCGAUAUAGAGUCUAGUAUUCCAGUGAAUACGUCUCGAAUUGCUGAGAUGAAUUGAUCCUCGCUUCGUUCUGCCACUUUACUUCGAAAGAGAUAAUUAUGUGGAGCAGACGUGCUGCAACAUUCAAUGAAUUGGGUGCUAAAUUGCUACGAGAAUGCUAUGCGUCGCAGUGUCCAUGCCGGCAGCCCAGUCUGGUGCGCACCCAUGGCAGCUGGUCGUGCAGGUCUCUGUCAACCGCCGCCGAGGAUACAGUACGUAACCAGCCUAGUCAAGCCACUGGACAGCAGCAGCAGCAGCAGCAGCAGCCUGCCGCACCACAGUCCAAACUCCAGUUCCUCGGCGACGCAUCAAGCUUCACGAAUGCCGCACGGCCUAUGCUCGGGGCGCCGAUCGAUAGCACUCUUGCACGAGCGCCACCAGCGCCCGACAAGCAACCGACACUACAGCCGGUAACAUUCGAAGAUUAUGCUGCCAGAGCACUGCAGCCUUUCGAGGAGCACAACGUCCCCGAGGUGGCCUUGUCUAUGAUGGGGAAAUCGCUGGAUGAUGCUAUCGAGGUCCUUGAAGAUCUAGUUGUCAAUUGUCUGGCAGCCACAAAGACUCUUCGAAAAAGGAACACUGACCCGGAGAUUCAGCGCACUCAACUCAAGCAUCAUUUCGAGACGAAGCUCAAGGAUCUUCUUGAUAGCACUGGGUUCCGUAACUUGUUGAACCUCCUUGUCCAUGAGUCGUCAACAGCGUCCAAUCACCAGCUUAUUCGGACAAUGGCUGCUCUGUCCAAUUUUUCCGAGGAGGAGUGUAUAAUUGCCAUAAAGCCUAUUGUGGAACGCUUGGCAAAGCCUAUCAAGCCAGUGAUGGGUCGGCUAUCAACUGGCGAACUCACUGCUUUCUUCCACACAUACUCCGUGUUCCAGAUCAGCGAUGCCACGGCGUGGAAAGAGGCCAUGAACCAGAUCAACAACCGCUUCAACCUGUUUGAGGUGGGUGACCUGACACAGCUGAUGGUGUCGCUCACCAAGGCUCCCUACCUGGCCGACACCGUGUCCUACUUUCUCACCAAGCUGAGCGUGCGCGUCCACCCGCUAAUGACUGGCAUGAGCCCCGAUGCUCUGGUCAACACGCUCAAGGCUUACAAGACUACAGCUCUAUCGGAUCGCAAAGGGCCCAGCAGCAAGUUCCGCAACCAUGCCCUGACUGAGCUGAUGGCCAGGUUCACCGAGCUGCCCGACACACUGGUCUACGACGUCGUGGUGACCAUGAUGGAGUCUGCAGAGAAGAGCAGUGGUCUGGGAGCAUGCCUGGACACUUAUCUAAAGGACAACUACCGCCUAUGGUCGCAGGAAUCACUACUAGUCUUCCUCAAGUACAUGUAUGCAGCUGGCGCCGUUCCGUCACCGGUCAUUGUUGACUCGCUAUUGAUCAAGAUCUUUGAAUUGGUGAAAACCAGCUCGCCGAAAGCCUACAUGGAGGCUGCCUGUUUCUUAGCUGAUCACGGGAUGUUGUCUCGCACCCUGGCUAUGGUGAUUAGCAAGGAACUAGCUGAUAACCCGCAGCGGUUGAACAACAUUGACCUGAUGCAGCUGUCCAAGGUGGUCGGCGUGAUCAAGAACGUGGAUCAGAACCCACUGCCGCGCCAGAUACCGCGUCACCUCUGCAAGUACCUACCGGCAAUGGGCUAUGAUGAUCAGCUGCAUGCCAUCGAGGCCCUGCACAGCAUGGGCUCACACGAUGAACGCCUGAUCACGACCCUGGACGAGCAGCUGAUGUCAGACCUGGCCAAGAUCCCGCUCAACCUCAAGUCGGUCCUGUUCAGCUAUUUCCGCGGUGCCCAGGAAGCUGGUAUUCCCGGAGCAGAAGAACUGGUGGAGAAGUGUGCUGGCGACCUGUCUGGACUCAGCCUGCCCUGGGACAUGUCUAUGCGCAUCCUGCACAGCUUUCAGACAGCACCGCCGGCAGGUGGGCUCUCGGACCAGAUGAGCAAUUUGAGGCACGUGGCCGCGCGCUCCGGAUUGGAUCAGUUUAUGACAACCAAGGAGAUUGGUGUGUCUGCCAUUGAUCAUCUUUGGUUAGCCAUUGUUUCCUUCUCUCACGAUCACGACAACCUGAACGAUGUAGACCGUGAUUUGUAUGAGCGUCUGUUGCGCUGUGUUGGUAAGCUGCCCGUGUUGUCAAUGGAAAGUCAGACGGCUGCCAAGGGUGAGCUCAUCUACCAGCUGAUCACGACGCUGUACAACCUGGUCGACCUGGAGACCACCGCCGGCGCCGAGUCGCUGGAGAUGGAGUCUGUCAUGGGCUUGCUGCACUUGCCACUGUCGCUUCGAGUCGCCUGGCUGCGCGACACCAAGACCGACCAGUUCUUCGACAUCUUGAAGAUCGUGGCCAAGUGCCUGAAAGACCAUCCGGUUGAUUUGAAGAGCUGGCUCUCAUCACUUCAAGUGCACGGUACUGCACUCAUUCCGGACAUGACCAGUCAUGACGCAGCACGCAUGCUGCAGCUCUUCGCAGAUGUGGGCAGUGUGCACGUGCAGCUGUUACGAACGUUCAUCACACGCUACCGCUUCUUGCUGUUUGUCUUCAGCGCACAGGAGCUGCUGACAAUUGUGCACUGCUUCUCGGAUGCCCAGUACAACCCGGACCAGUUCCUCGGCCUCUGCAUGGAGCAUCUACUCAUGCAUCUCAGUCGGCUCUCCGCUGAUGAGAUGUGUCAAGUCAUAAGCAUCGCUGGCUUGAUAGGCAACAAUGGCCACGGGUUGCUGCAGUCAUGCCCUGACCUCGUGCGCAGGUCCGUCAGCAAGUACUCGUUUGAGCAGCUCGUCCAGUGUGCUCGGUCCUACGCUGCUGCCGGUUACCCGUCUAAGAUCAUCAUUGACUUGGCGUGUGAUGCAGCGCUACCAGUGCUGCGUAGCGGAACACCACUUGAAAGAGUCAAGGCGUGCGCGCCAGCCUACUUUAGCACAAUGAUGACGGUGCCGCUGAAGCCAGUGUUUCACACCGCCGUGCUGGAAUGCCUGAGUGACAGCACGGUCAAGGAGGUGUCUACCAGCGCCGCACCGAUGCAUCACCAGUACUCUGCCGGUGUGUUGGCUCUGUGCCAGAAUGGACACGUGGACAAUGAGCUGUUGGCGCACGUCUUUGAUGAGGCCACGCUAAGAAAACUCUUCGUCGUUGAGGAGGGUGAGACGAGAAAGAUUCCAGAGGCGGCGCUGGACACGUUCAGGGACCUGUAUGAUGUAGUCCAGACUCAUCCAUUGUGUACAGCGACUAUUGAUGAUGAGCUGGCAGAGCAGUGCGGCUUUGCUGACCGCGCAAUCAAGGAACAAGAUCUCCUGGCAAGUGGCAUCUUGGAGGAAAAUACAUUUGCGUAUGAUGACCAAGGAAUAGUAUGGCCUAUGCGCAUGGGUGUAUUAGCGGAGUCACGUCGGAAAAUUAAUCUUCUCUCGGAGAACAUAUACCGACGCCUGCUGCCCACUCCGUUUGGCAUUGUACAUUUGCUUGUGGCAAGAGAUGCCGAAGGUAAGCUGGUUGAGUUGCCAGAGGUCAAUCCAGAACUGUCCCUCCCCGAGUGGAGUAAGCAGCUGCGAGACAGCUCGCCGGUCCUCUCUGACCCCAACACUACAGUCUAUGCUCUGUUCUGCCCGGCAGCAGUCCCAGUCAUAGGCUCAGCGUACGGUCGCCUCGAGCUGUGGCUCUCUUUGCUCGAAGCCAACAACAUCUACCCGUUGGCUUUCACUGCCCAAUCCUUCACCCAGUGCACGCCGGAGUUCAAGGACAAGUUUGUGGGCUUAGUGCUGGACCCGUCACAGUUCUCCGUCGCUAAUCUGCCACUUUGCUGGCCUCGCAACCCAAAACAGCCACAACAACCAUCGAAAGCGACUGGAGCAAAAACAGCAGCAGCAGCAGCAGCAGCAGCACCACCACCACCACCAGCAGAAGCAGCAGCACCACCACCACCACCACCAGCAGAAGCAGCAGCAGCAGCAGCAGCAGCACCACCACCACCACCAGCAGAAGCAGCAGCAGAGGCAGCAGCAGCAGAGGCAACAAAAGCCGAAAACCCACCAGAUAGUGCAGUGCCAUUACAUGAUGGUAGCACGGCCGUUUAGGGGUGUUAGUUCCAUGCAAGUUUCUAGAACCAUUGAUUUUUACCGUAUUCUUUUGAUACCAUGUCUAUUUGGGCGCCUGGGAGAGAGAGAGAGAGAGAGUGUGUGUGUGUGUGUGUGUGUGUGUGUGUGUGUGUGUGUGUGUGUGUGUGUGUGUGCGUGAGUUCGACGCCACGUGUUGUGAGAAACAAUGCUCUUCUGGAAUGUGUGUUGAAGUGAAACCGUAGUCUGAAAGACUAGA